CCCAUGGUUCCUCGCGCGGUGGCGUGCCUGGGGACCUGCGAGCGGGCACGGAGGGUCGGAGCACGUUGUUGCUAGUGGGCGCGGCUGGCCUGGGCGGUGGAGGCCUAGCGUUCGCUUGGGUCCUGCGACACCGCGCCCUUCUCCACCGCUUGGCCGGGUCGCCUGGCCGAGGCAGCUCCUUCCGGCCCGUGCGGCGGGAUUCCGUGGAGACCCCCCCGCCCAGAUCCUGAGAGUCUCUAUAGAAGCUGGAAUUCAUCACCAUCCUUCAAAAUGCAAUGGAAGGUACCACGGACUAUGUCUCAGCUGGCACUCAGGACAUUCUUGGAACCACAGAAAGCCAGGUCCUUGGAACACCACCGCAGCAGAAAAGGACCAUUACUUGGGCGUAGAGGUGAAUGCAGAGUGGUUUGGACACCACACCUUCGGAAGCAGUGGCUCCAUUUACCUGCUGUUCAGUGCCUUCCAAAGCAAAGGAAUCUGUUAGAUGCUCAGCCACCGCAGCUUGGAGUCCUUCUCCAGGAACAGUGGGAGCAGGAUAUUUUAUCCAAGAGGGUUUUUUCUUCCAGUGCCACAUCCCGAGAAAGUCCAUCGGAAAAAAAGGAAGAGCCAGAUCCUUUACAAGACAAGUCUAUUAGUCUUUAUCAGCGAUUUAAGAAAACAUUUAGACAAUAUGGAAAAGUCUUAAUUCCUGUGCAUCUAAUAACUUCUGGUAUUUGGUUUGGAACAUUUUACUAUGCAGCUAUAAAAGGAGUGAAUGUUAUUCCUUUCCUAGAACUCAUUGGAUUACCUGACAGUGUAGUAGACAUCCUGAAAAACUCCCAAAGUGGAAAUGCCCUGACAGCAUAUGCCAUGUUUAAGAUUGCAACACCUGCCCGCUACACAGUGACCUUGGGAGGAACGUCCUUUACUGUGAAGUAUUUGCGAAGUCAUGGCUACAUGUCAACCCCACCACCUGUCAAGGAGUAUUUACAGGACAGAAUGGAAGAGACUAAGGAGCUCAUCACAGAGAAAAUGGAGGAGACAAAGGAUAGACUUACUGAAAAAUUACAAGAAACCAAAGAAAAAGUUUCUUUUAAGAAAAAAGUAGAAUAAGGGUGCCUUAUAUAAGAUGUUACAGAAAACCCCAUCCUUUAACCUUCUGGAGACUCUGGGCAAAGAACAUGUUUUGAUUUUUUUGUUUUUUGUUUUUUGUUUUUGUUUUUUUUGGCUAAAAGUAUUAGUCCUCUGAGAGUUAAAAGAACAAAGAUUGUUUUUGUUUUUAAGUAACAGUAAGGGGGGGAGGGAAUCAAUGUUUUUCAAAAUGAAAUGAGCCCAGCAUAAAAGUUUUAAAUGAGUUGCAGCAAUAAGCAGUAGCUAAUCAGGGUUCCUGUUCCAUCUCCUCAGAAUCAAAUUUGCUUCAUGCUCUCUGAUCCUGCAGUAUGUGUACUGGGCAAUCCACUCUUAGAGUGACAGUCACUAAGUGCCCACUUCUGUGGCGAUGAACUUAACCAUUCAGAUUCUGGGUGAGAGAUUGGAGAAGUUACCUACCAGUUAACAUGUGACCUUAUUUGAAGAAGGUUGUAUAUCCAGUCUUACAUUUAUAAGUAAGAUAUACUGGUUAUGUGAUAAAAUGGACGCCGUAAAAUGGUUUUUAACUGGAGCUAGUCAAAAAUCACAUUUUUAAAGCAAAUUCUUUUUCAAACUUGAGUUGGACACUUGAACUGUCAGACUUUCAUGCAGCUCACUUCUGUCUUUAGCUAAUCUUUGGAGGACAGUGAAAGUUUUACAUAAAUUUUGCUAUUGAAAUCACAUGUAUCAGCAACUCAAGUUGACUGUUCUUAACUAUAUCAAGUUUUGAAAGAGCGCUGCUGAUUUUGAUAGGAGCGAGUCUGUAACUGUGUGCUUGAGAGUGGAGGCCUGUGGAGGACAGGUGGACGGUGCACCUGGCUUGAUCUCAGAUCUCUCCUACUACUUCAACCCUGGUGGGAUUUUGGUCUGUCAUGGGUACCAGUAGAACUAUGCUUAACAUUUCUCAUAUUGGAAGAGAAAAUUACUGCUUAAAUACUGUGCUUCCUUGUUUACAGUGUGUAGUGAAUCAGUGGCUGUCAGGCUAGUCCCAUGCCUGUAGAAUGUCUGUCUGUGUGGGGUCUUUCCUUCAGGUCUAAUCAUUGGGUUGACACUAGAGCAAGAAAUGGCCUCUUUAGGGGGCCAUGGUUUUGAAAUGCCAUCAGGAGAAUGUCAGAGACCUUUCCAUAUAGCUAUCCUAUUCAGUCCCUGCUUCGUGACAAGAUUCAUGGCAAAUGCAUGGUUUGGCCAGAUUUAAAGAAUGAGGAGAUAACUUCACAUUUGAGACACCCAGGCAUUAUACUGAAACACCUUAGUGAAAAUGCUAUGCAAGGAGUCUACUGGGUUGGAAGAAUUACAGAGGGGAUUUGACACGGGUCUCUGCUCCUUUGUUUUUUGGCAGCAUGAUAAGGAGGCAGAGUUCAGUGCAUUGCUAUCAAUUGAUGGCACACUUUCAAAUAUAAACAGGACAACACACUUUAACAUGCGUGUAAAACAGUAAGAUACUAAAUGCUGGUGUACUAACAUUUCUCCCCUUUGAAACAACCAAGAAUGUCAUGCUAAGUGUGGGGAUAUAUAGAAUUCUUUCUCCUAAAACCUUUUUUUACCUGUCUUAGUGUGUAGGACGUAUCAUCUAGUGGAGGUGACUUGAGAGCUCUUAAGACUGUUAAUAAUCAUGAGGCUGCAACUUUCUUGUCCUGAGUAGAUAUCUUCUGCCUAGUCAUUCAAGUCUCACCACCAUUCAGUUUUACGUCUGGGUUGUGUCUCCCCAAUUACAGCGCAUGAGGAGCUGCCUGUAUAUGCUUUUAAAUCCAAUGAAAAGGGCUCUAAGAUUUUAGAAGUUAUAUUGUUAAUUUGGCAUCAGAGAUGUCAUAAGAUGCUGUUGCCAAAGCAAGCAACAAACAAUUUGUAGGAGGCCCUGCAAUGUGUUUGAUAGCAGAUAACAGUAACAUGUGAACUUAAAUUAUCAAAAUGUAUAAUAGAUUUUGUAUAUGCUGAACUGCAUUUUAUUUACAUCCGAUCUUGUAUUUCUCAUAGCUGCAAGGGAAAUCAGGAAGCUCCAUCCUUUUGUGUGCACAUUUAUCCUUUUGAAGGAUAUGUUGGUGUCAUGAAUUAAGCUGUGACUGAGAUUUAUUUUUUUUAAUGGCCAGAAAACAUUUCCCUAGCAAAUUAGUAAAUUCAAAUGAAAACGGAUUAGGUAAGAGGCUUGGUUUGUUAAAGAAUAAGUAUCACAUCACUAUUGAGAGCCUUUUGUGCAAAAUAGGUUGCUGUUUGGAUUUUACCAAAGGGAAAAGAAAAAAAGUAUGUAUAUUAGGGUUAGCCUUCUCCCCAUAGUGAAAUAAUAAAACUAAGAGUUCAAAUA
Messenger RNA from Mesocricetus auratus (golden hamster), 3406 nucleotides. It is a transcript of the gene Mims1, whose product is annotated as family with sequence similarity 210 member A. The coding region runs from base 271 to 1092 and encodes 273 amino acids. NCBI's taxonomy places the organism in Eukaryota, Metazoa, Chordata, Mammalia, Rodentia, Cricetidae. The transcript has 4 exons. The record is from RefSeq and is a predicted model, not a curated record. Gene Ontology annotation, cellular component: mitochondrion.